AUGUCAUUGAGCGGAAAAAAUGUGCUUCUCACAGGUGCCUCUAUGGGCAUUGGGGAAGCCAUCGCCUUUGCUCUGGUUGAAGCUAGGGCGAACGUGAUUCUAUUUUCACGCUCCGAGAACAAACUGGCACAGCUUAAAGAGAAGCUGUCGGCGACAUCAGAUGUGAAAAUCACAUAUGGAACCGUGGAUGUUGGGGAUUAUGCCAGCGUUGAAGCAGCGGUGUCUUCAGCUAUCGAAGAGAUGGGAGAUAUCGACGUUCUCAUCAACAACGCGGGUCUUGCCCUCGGUGCUCCGAGCCCAUUCCCAGAGUUGAAAGUCUCGGACAUCUUAACAAUGAACAAUACCAACAUCAACGGGUACAUGUUCACGGCUCAUGCCGUACUGAAUCACUCCAUGCUUCGGCGGAAAGCAGGGACAAUUUUAAACAUUACCUCGGUCACAAGCCUGGAGGUCCCGCCAUUCCCAGGUGAAGCUGUAUAUCAUGCCAACAAGGCGUGCCAAGAGGCUUUUACCAACGCUUUGCGGAAUGAGCUGAGUGGCACGGAUAUACGCGUGCUCGCACUGCGACCGGGAUGUGUCGCGACGAAUUUCCAUUCGUUACGUGUGGGUCAUGACAAGGAGAUGUAUAAUUCUUUUUUUGAAGGAUAUGAACCACUCGUGGCGCCAGACAUUGCACAGGCUGCCGUUUAUAUGCUCCAGCAGCCACCGAAUCUGUCCGUAAAGGCGUUGGAUAUUGUUCCUUCAGCACAACGCUCGUUGAAUGUGUUUGACCGAUCGUGGAACGAGCGGAGAAAAGACCAAUGA
Aspergillus caelatus is the source of this 804-nucleotide messenger RNA. Its product is annotated as SDR family oxidoreductase. The coding region runs from base 1 to 804 and encodes 267 amino acids. Gene Ontology annotation, cellular component: cytosol. NCBI's taxonomy places the organism in Eukaryota, Fungi, Ascomycota, Eurotiomycetes, Eurotiales, Aspergillaceae. The transcript is spliced from 6 exons. The record is from RefSeq and is a predicted model, not a curated record. Gene Ontology annotation, molecular function: oxidoreductase activity.